Molecule: messenger RNA, 2885 nt
Organism: Salvia miltiorrhiza (redroot sage)
Lineage: Eukaryota; Viridiplantae; Streptophyta; Magnoliopsida; Lamiales; Lamiaceae
Exons: 11
Coding region: 419-2653 (744 amino acids)
Source: RefSeq, a predicted model, not a curated record
UUUUGGAAAAUUGAAAAAGCAAAGAGAAUUUCUACUUUUGGGAUCCAUAAUUCCUUAACGUAGUUUUGGAACAAACGUAAGAAUAGUAAACUAUGCAGAAGUAUAGAAAUAUUUCUCUUUCAGAAAAAAAUAAUAAAUACUAAAUUACAGUGAGCUCCGGCGAAUUUGAAGUUCCUUUUUUUUCCUCUGUGGCGCCGUGAAAAUCCGAUUAUACCGAAUCGCUUCGCCGCCGUUCGUAUCGUACGAAGCGCCAGCUUCCGACGAGUAAGAAUUUUGGUGGAGAAUGCAUCUUUUGAAGUGUUUAAUGAUCAGAACCAAAUAGUUCAAAAGGAUUCUGUAUUGGAGGAUUAACUGCAAAAGAUACAUUUCCAGAGGGAAAAAAACGCCUUCUCAAUCCUGCAAUCCAGAGAAUGGCAGCAUGGAAGGUCUAAGUGGAAGGAGUAGCUUUCAAAUUGAUAGCGAUAUUGAUGUUGCCGAAGAUGAUGGAUUGAUAAUCAUUGCAGAAGAUAAAAUUCCUGACAAUUGGCCAGACGCAGAGGACAAAUGUUCCUACCGCGGUUUAGAUCGUAACUUCGUUUUUGCUGGUGAACAGGUCCGAUUACUCAUAUGUCUGUCUGAAAAUAAGCACAAUUCAGGAAUUAUUACACCCUCAGAAAAUGUGGUUGGACAAAGGUCCCAUCGAGAAAACGAAGAGGUCGUAGGAGGUACAAAUUCAUUUUCACAUGCGAAGUAUGCAAAUACUGACGAACAGAAAGAUAAAAAUGGUGAGGCUAGAGGGAAUAGUACUCAUUCACAAAAGGAUGCCUCAACUGGUGAAUCCAUCCCUGGAAAUGAUGAUCAGAGGAGACACACCGAUCAGUUGUUACAAAGAUUUGAAGAUUCUCAUUUUUUUGCUCGAAUUGCGGAGUCAAAUGAACCUCUUUGGUCUGAAAGGAGUGCUCAAGAAGCUUGUUUCAAGUUAAUGGAGACAUGUAAAGAAAAGUUGACAGGAGAUUCUUCAGAAACUGCACAGAUUCUGAAGAACAAGAAUCCUACGAGUGUUGUGAUUGACAGAGGAGAAUUGCAUUCUCCCACAUCUGGGGGAGUCGCCCGGGGUGCUGCCAAGUGCUUCUCCCUUUCAAAUGGAGACAUAGUGGUGAUUUUACAGGUAAAGGUUGGCGUUGAGUUUAUGAUGGAUCCCAUCCUAGAGAUACUUCAGCUUGAAAAGUAUCAUGAAAGAAAACCAUUCCUAGAGACUCAGCAAGUUCAAGCUUCUUUUAAUAAAGAUCCUUAUAAAGAAUUGUUGAACUGGUUGCUUCCUGUGAAUAAUUCUCGUCGAUCUUCUGCUCGUCCUUUAUCUCCCGACUCGAGUUCCAGUCCCCGUCCAAGUAUACGGACCUCAACCUCAAAACGCUCGGUGUCCGUAUCUUCUGCCACGGAGCUUUUUUCUUUUGGUCAUGUUAGGAGCUAUUCUAUGUCCUCGCUCCAGCCAAAUAAGUUACCACCCGAAGCUGUGAUGAAAACCAGUGCUAGAUCAAGCUCUGUUCAAGAAGAUCAUUAUCAAUAUUCAUUUAGGAGUUUUAUUGAUAUUGGAAAUAGUGGAAACGAAAAACUACUAUCUUUCCGUGGCGUGCCUUUGGUGCCUGACAGAUUUUCUGUUCAGUGUGGUCUGGAAGGGCUUUUUACUCCUGGAAGAAGGUGGAGGAGGAAAUUUGACUUGAUACAGCCGCUGGAAAUUCAUUCCUUUUGUGUUGAUUGUAACGCAGACGAUCUUCUUUGUGUUUGUGUAAAGAAUGUUUCUCCUGCAUAUGCACCAGAUGUGGUCGUGUUCAUAGACUCCAUUAUGGUGGUUUUUGAAGAGGCCUCAAGUAGCGGACCGCCAUUACCUUUACCUGUUACUUGCACUGAAUCUGGGAAUGAGGACAGUUUGCCGAAUUUAGCAUUAAGGCGAGGUGAAGAACACUCUUUUAUUCUCAAACCUGUAACGACGUUAUGGAGGGAUCCCAAAGUUCAGACUGGUAGUAAUUUGGGAAAGCGGCGCACAUCAACUCGAGCUGCUAGGUCAAGUCCUCACCCCUUCACCAAUACCAAAUGGAGAUAUAGCGACGCACCUGCUGUUCAAUAUGCAGUUCUUGUGUCAUGCCGAUGUAACUAUACUGAAUCAAAGUUGUUCUUUAGGCAUCCAGUAAACUGGCAGCCUCAUUUUGCAAGAGAUCUCAUGAUCUCUGUUGCAUCUGAUAUGUCGAGACGAACAGUUGCAUCUCAUAGAACUCAGCUCCCUGUUCAGGCUUUAUAUCUUCAAGCGUCAAAUAUGACACCCGAUGAUCUGACGUUGACAGUUAUGACUCCAGCACCAUCACCUUUGUGUCUAUCUCCAGAUCAGGCGCAGAUCACAGAAGACGGUCCACAAUCAGAUUCUAUCAGUAACCGCUUUGCACCCUUAUCUAACAUGAUCCCGAGCAGUGACCUGAGCUGCACGCACUUAUGUAUGCAGACUAGAGUUCCACUAGGAUGCGUUCCUUCUCAAUCCACGGUGGCUAUCAAUCUUGAACUAGUCCCUUUGACAAAUGGAAUAAUAACCCUUGAUUCUCUACAGAUUGACGUUAAGGAGAAAGGCCGUUAUAAGCCUAAGCACGCGCUGAAGAUUGCUGCAGCUUCAACUCCCAUCUUAUAACGUAAGGUUGUUAGUUACAAUUGAUUUUUUUAAUGCUUAUGUUUUGCUGCUAUUGUCGUGGUCUUGCACUCGUGAUCUCGACUCAACGAGCUAGCUUUACGAGUUGAUUUGAACUAAUCAGCAUAAAGAAUUAGUAGCAAACCCCUUUCUUGAGUCAAGUAGGUUUAGAUACAAGUUAAAGUUUACUGUAAAAAUUCUUCAUUUCUUUCAAUAGUAACAUAGUUUAGAGGCA